Molecule: messenger RNA, 1086 nt
Organism: Peniophora sp. CBMAI 1063
Lineage: Eukaryota; Fungi; Basidiomycota; Agaricomycetes; Russulales; Peniophoraceae
Source: the annotation of a GenBank genome assembly
AUGACUGGCACAGACGCUGGCUACGCAAUCCUCGGUGCAGGCAUUUUUGCGAAAAUCGCACAUCUACCCGCUCUUGCUGAGCUGGGUGCGGGCGGACUCAAGGCCGUGUACUCCCGUUCAGAGAAGUCGACGCGUGAGCUUGCCGCUCUUGCCCAGGAGAAGCUCGGUCUUUCGGCUCCGCCGGCCGUACACUAUGACUCUCCUUCGCCUCCUGCUGAGGCCACGCUCGAUGCUCUUCUCGCACGCGAAGACAUAAAGGCGGUGAUUGUUGUGCUUCCUAUCACCACUCAGCCUACUAUCGUCCUCAAGGCGCUUGAGGCUGGAAAGCACGUCAUCAGCGAGAAGCCUGUUGCUCCCGAUGUCAAGGCUGCGAAGGCGCUUAUCAAGGCAUACGAGGGCACAUACAAGUAUAAAGGCCUCAUCUGGCGUGUGGCGGAGAACUACGAGGCCGAGACCGGCUUCCAGAAGGUCGGGGCGCUCGUGAAAGAGGGGAAGAUUGGGGAUGUUACAGGCUUUAGAGUCCGUAUUGCAAACCAUAUGCAGGAGGACAAUGAAUGGUACAAGACGCCUUGGAGGACCGUUCCCGACUAUCAAGGCGGUUUCCUACUCGACGGCGGUGUGCACUUCGCCGCGGCCCUCCGUGUAAUGCUACCCUCGCCGAUCAUCAACCUCACUGGAUUCGCGGCUCUUCACCGCAAGUUCCUUGCGCCCCACGAUACUAUUCAUGCCGCUGUACGGACCGAAUCCGGCGCGUCCGGUACUUUCGAACUCACCUUCGCUGCCCCUUCAUCCGAUCUCGGAUCCGAUAACGGCUUCACCAUCAUCGGCAGCAAAGGCUUCAUCACUGUGCGCACGAGCGACGGAAAGCAGAAGAUCGAAGUCCAUGUCACUGAUGCGGAAACUGAGACGAUUGAAACUAAGCUGGCUGGCGUUGAGUUGGAGUUGAAGAGCUUCUUGAAGGCCAUUGCUGGGGAGGAUGAUGAUACCCAGGAGCCACGGAGCGCUCUGAAGGACCUUGCGUUCAUCGAGGCUGCGCUCACAAGCAACGGAUCUUUGGUCGAUCUGAGCUCAUUGGGGAGUAUGUAG